Messenger RNA from Athalia rosae (coleseed sawfly), 1894 nucleotides. RefSeq lists its product as uncharacterized. Bases 1 to 1674 code for a protein of 557 amino acids. The transcript has 11 exons. NCBI's taxonomy places the organism in Eukaryota, Metazoa, Arthropoda, Insecta, Hymenoptera, Athaliidae. The record is from RefSeq and is a predicted model, not a curated record.
AUGCGCCAGGAGAUGCUAGACUUGGCGGGUCGAACAAACGCUCCUCCGAAGGAGAUUUUUGACGACGUGUGUCGAAGAAAUCCUGCAGUGGCAAUAAAUUUUUCGUUCGGAGUAAUAAAAAGUGCGAUACAACGUGUUCGCACAAAAUUGAGGCCGGCGACACCUGCGACUUUACGGGACCUUGGCGCGGUCUUGUACGAUUACGCGCCAAUUGAACGAUCUUAUCGAGGAGUCGUCGAAGGAACUGAUGGAUCCGUGGCGGUGAUGUUCGCGAGCGAGAGGAUGCUGCGACGAUUGGGAAAUUCGGCGGAAAUUUAUGUGGACGGAACGUUCAAGGUUGUCCCCAAUAGCCCGCCAAUCGCCCAACUAUACACGAUCCAUAUGCGCGUGAUGGAUACUGGACUAGCGGCUGUAUUCGUAUUGUGUAGUGCGAAGACGAGGGCACUAUAUACAGCUAUUUUUCGCAAAAUAUUAGAACUUGCACCCGAAAUAGAACAAAACCUACGUUUCGCCAUGGGCGAUUAUGAAUGCGCGGCUAUGAGCGCUCUGCGCGAAGUGUUUCCCGGGGCCAGCCUACAUGGGUGCUGGUUUCAUUUUAAACAGGCUCUCUUACGGCGAUGGAGAUACCUGGGCCUCAAUGCCGCACCCACCAGGAUCCUCGGGAUGGCAAUGGCGCUGCCGUUGGUUCCGUCAGAGCGCUUUGAAGAGGGCUUGAAUUUGUUGGCCAGAUUGGCGGAUCACGAUGCCAUCGAACAUCCAAACGUGCUGCAAUUUCUAAGCUAUAUUCGCCGACAAUGGGGACCCCUUGCUGACAUUGUCAGCGUACAUGGAUGCCCCAUCCGUACAAACAACUUGGUGGAAUCUUUCCACAACGAAGCGAGACGAAAGCUCGGGGGGCUUCAUCCGAAUAUUUGGAAAUUCAUAGAGCAUCUGACCGCUAUGAUCGUCGAUCAGGAAAUUGGUCUGGACCGUUUGGAGAACGGUGAUUGGGAUAGACGGGCGCGCACCAGGCGUAAUAUGGCACGGGACACCGUAAUCCGCAAUGCUCAGCACAGCCUGAGUGUCGAUAGAUUUACGCUGCGUGAGUUUCUAGAGCGCUGCGCGACGAGGGCGGGUUUGAUGCGAGUCGAAGGUCCGGACCAUGAUGAAGGGGGUGCCGAGGACGAGGAUGAACUGGUUCCACCCGGAUUGAUGGCUGCGGGGGAACCAGUCAUCGGUGAUCAAAAUAUAGCUCAAGAAAACGACAAUCGUCGUGGUAUAAGGGCGAUAAGGGGCAACAAUCCCCGUGGUUUGCGACGUGCUCGUGGCAGGGCUGCUGCUGCACUACGCCGCCCUGAAGAACCCCGGAUUGGGAUCGAUGACGACAACCAAGAGGAGCAACCUCGACCGGCUAACCGCGGCCGAGGCAGGGGUCGCGGAAACGCACGCGGGAGUAGGCCUGCGAGACAGCUGGAGGGGCCUGUAGAGAUCCGCGAUAAUGACGCCAACCGUGAUGAGGAUGGCGAAGUACCUUUGCCGGAGGGGCGUUGCUCGGUUUGCCUGCUGGAGCCCACAACGCACGCAUUCGUACCGUGCGGCCACAGGUGCUGCUGUGGAACGUGUGCACCCCGAAUAACGGUGCGUUGCCCACUAUGCAGGCAGGAUUUCGUGGGAGUAUACCAGAUUAGAUUAUAGUGAAUUAUUAUCAUCAUCAUCAUCAUCAUCAUCAUCAUCAUCAUCAUCACCAUCACCAUCAUCAUCAUCACCAUCACCAUCAUCAUCAUCAUCAUCAUCAUCAUCAUUGUUAUUAUUAUUAUUAUCAUUAUUAUUAUUAUUGUUGUUGACGUUGUUGUUGUUUUUAACAAAAACAUAUUAAACAUAAAUUUAAACAGAUGAAUUAUCAAUAUACAUCAUU